GAAAAGAGGUGGAGAGAAAGAGAGCGAAACCAGGCGGCCUUCUUCUAUAUAACGUCCCGAACACGCUCUCUUUCUCUUCUCCUAAGUUCUCUUCACUUGUCUUUCUUGUUUCUUUCUAGGGAGGAGAGAAGAGAAAGGGUUCAAGAACCCAGAACAAGGAAGGCUCUCUGUAUCUCCAAACUUCUCCCGCCAUGAUCUCGAUAAGCAGAUGCUGUUUUCUGAACAAUGUGGGAAUUUCUGGGUCCUGCAGUCCCAUUACUUACAAGCAGAGGAGGCUGCUCCCAACUUCAGUUAGAGUGUUAGCUUCGGGUCCUAACCGAGACCGCAAUGGCAGCCUCCUGACGGAGAGCACGUUGAAGGAAACCAGACAAGAUGUCGCCUCUGUUCAUCAGGUGGACUCUAAAACCACCGUCUCCGAUGGCGUCCACGAUGUCUACGAGGAGGACGCCGCCACCGAGGAACAGCUUGUCACCCCUUGGACCUACUCCGUUGCUAGUGGUUAUUCUUUGUUGCGAGAUCCACACCACAAUAAAGGGCUUGCCUUCAAUGAGAAAGAGAGAGAUGCCCACUACUUGCGUGGUCUUCUCCCUCCAACUGUUAUUUCUCAAGAACUUCAGGUGAAGAAACUAAUGCACAUGCUCCGCGGAUAUCAAGUUCCUCUGCAGAAGUACAUGGCCAUGAUGGAUUUUCAGGAGACAAAUGAAAGGCUGUUCUACAAACUUCUCAUUGACAAUGUUGAGGAGUUACUCCCAGUUGUCUACACUCCAACUGUUGGUGAAGCUUGCCAGAAAUAUGGGAGCAUCUUCUUACGUCCUCAGGGUCUCUUUAUCAGUUUGAAAGAAAAGGGGAAGAUUCUUGAGGUUUUGAGAAAUUGGCCUGAGAAGAAUAUUCAAGUUAUUGUUGUCACUGAUGGGGAGAGGAUUUUGGGUCUUGGGGACCUUGGUUGUCAGGGGAUGGGAAUACCUAUAGGGAAACUUUCAUUGUACACAGCGCUUGGAGGAGUUCGUCCUUCAGCUUGCUUGCCUAUUACCAUUGAUGUGGGCACAAACAAUGAGUGGUUAUUGAAUGAUGAGUUCUAUAUAGGGCUUAGGCAAAGGAGAGCUACUGGUCAGGAGUAUGCUGAACUUCUACACGAGUUCAUGACUGCUGUCAAGAAGAACUAUGGGGAGAAAGUUCUUAUUCAGUUUGAAGAUUUUGCAAACCACAAUGCUUUUGACUUGCUUGAAAAGUAUGGGACAACUCAUCUUGUCUUCAAUGAUGAUAUUCAGGGAACAGCAUCUGUUGUCCUUGCAGGGGUUGUUGCUGCAUUGAAAUUAGUUGGAGGAAACUUAGCUGACCACAAAUUCUUAUUUCUUGGUGCUGGAGAAGCUGGAACUGGAAUAGCAGGACUCAUAGCCCUUGAAAUAUCGAAACAGACAAAUAUGCCACUAGAAGAGGCUCGUAAAAGGAUUUGGCUCGUGGAUUCCAAGGGUUUGAUUGUUAAAUCUCGUUUGGAGUCGCUUCAACAUUUCAAAAAGCCAUGGGCUCAUGAUCACGAGCCUAUCAAGGAACUUGUGGAUGCUGUUAAUGGAAUCAAGCCUACAGUGUUGAUUGGAACAUCAGGGGUAGGAAGAACCUUUACUAAAGAAGUUGUUGAGGCUAUGGCUGCCUUGAACAAGAAACCUGUUAUUUUUGCUCUAUCUAAUCCAACUUCACAGUCUGAAUGUACUGCUGAAGAAGCUUAUACAUGGAGCAAGGGACGAGCCAUUUUCGCUAGUGGGAGUCCGUUUGACCCUGUGGAGUAUGAUGGAAAGGUGUUUGUGCCUGGACAGGCAAACAAUGCAUAUAUCUUCCCCGGGUUUGGUCUUGGUUUAAUAAUGUCUGGCACAAUCCGUGUUCAUGAUGACAUGCUUCUUGCGGCCUCCGAAGCUUUGGCUGCACAAGUAACUCAGGAGAACUUUGACAAGGGACUCAUAUACCCACCAUUCAAGAACAUUAGAAAGAUUUCAGCACAAAUUGCUGCUAAAGUAGCUGCUAAAGCAUAUGAUCUUGGUUUGGCUACUUGCCUCCCUCAACCUAAGGAUCUCGUGAAACAUGCCGAGAAAUGCAUGUACAACCCUGCCUACAGGAGCUACCGGUGAAGUAGCUUGAAUAUUUCUAACUGGAUGCUGGUUGUAAAACGGUCUCAAACCAUAUAAGCAUCUAUAGUUAUUUUCCAUGUACUUUUUCCAAAUUUUUUGGUUUUGUUUCGCCCCUUUUGUUCUUUCUUCGCAGCCCUUUGGUGGUUUGGUGAGAAGAAGCAUAGUGGGUGACCAUGGUAGUUAGAUCAACCAAUAUGGAGUAAAAUUACAGCAUGGAAAUGUUGUCUCUGAACCAUAAAUCCUUCAGAUGAAAUAGAAAUUUCAAAUUAUC
Rubroshorea leprosula is the source of this 2391-nucleotide messenger RNA. Lineage: Eukaryota; Viridiplantae; Streptophyta; Magnoliopsida; Malvales; Dipterocarpaceae. The record is from the annotation of a GenBank genome assembly.